Messenger RNA from Suncus etruscus (white-toothed pygmy shrew), 15940 nucleotides. RefSeq names its product ring finger protein 213 (gene RNF213). The record is from RefSeq and is a predicted model, not a curated record. Gene Ontology annotation, biological process: ubiquitin-dependent protein catabolic process; sprouting angiogenesis; negative regulation of non-canonical Wnt signaling pathway. Gene Ontology annotation, cellular component: membrane; nucleolus; cytosol. Lineage: Eukaryota; Metazoa; Chordata; Mammalia; Eulipotyphla; Soricidae. Gene Ontology annotation, molecular function: ATP hydrolysis activity; ubiquitin-protein transferase activity; metal ion binding.
UAGUUCAUUUUUCCAGAAAUUGAAACUGAAACUGAGGUCAUGUGACAGGCGGCCCGGUACUUAGCGGGGCGCCCGGCCCUGCGGAGGAUUUCUGCUCGGAGCCAACCCAACACGCCGGGCAGGAUGCGGUGCUCCGCUUGCAAUUUCGUCUCCAAGGAGGAAGCCCCCAAGUUCUGCAGCAACUGUGGCCAGAAGAUGCAGCCUACGGCCCCCCUGACCGGUGAGGCCCCUGGGAGGUGCUGGGGGUCCCUGCGCGCCCCAUCGCCCAUCAGAGGAGACCCUGGGGACCCCAAGCCCCAGCCCACAGCCCCCCUGGGGAUGAGGGAGCCACCUGCGAUGGCUCUCCCCUGCCUCUGUGGCUUUCUGGAUAGUAGUGUCCCCAGCUCAGGAAAAGCCUUCAGAGCACGCCACCUCCCCGACACAAUGCACCGCCUGCACCCUUGGCACCAAGUCUUGCACCGACACAAAGGGUGGAGGGCAGCGCCCCUGCCCUCCCCACCCCGCCCUUCCUCCUGCUUUAACUUGACUCUGCUACCAAACUCAGUGCGCAGUCAGGUUGUGGAUGUGGGUGAAGCCCCUUGCCGGCCCCAGCUCCUGGAGGAGGCGCCCAGGCAGGCCGGGGAAGAAGGUCCCCAGGAACCCCCGCAGCAAGUGGCCCCCGAGGCCCCCCGGGCCCCUGAGGGCGAAGGCCCGUGCCAGGGCGAUGUGGAGCUCGGGCAGGAGCUGAAGGCCGACCCCGCUGCCUUCUCGUCCGUGUCCCUGGGCUCUGGAGCCUGGCAGGAGCCCGAAGAGCCGCCCUCCGACUGCUCCUGGACCACCCCGAUGUGGGCAGGCACUAAGCCCACCCAGGAAAAGAAGCAGGUUCUGCCGCCUCAGACCCAGGGUGGCCCCCUACCUGCUGGCCACCAGACUCCUGGCCCUGCGUGCCCAGAGUCACUUGGCACUCUCACAUCACCCAUCCCAAGUGCUCCUGACCACAAGCAGAUGGACACGUGCCCUGAGGUCAUUUCCACCCCCCUGGAUGGUCCCUGCGCCUCCCAAGGGAUGGCGUCACCCACUGUGGGAAGCACUGGGUUGGAAGGGGACCCUCCAGAAAUGAAGAAGAAGCAGCAGCCACACCUAGCCACCUCCCAGGAUGGGAGCCUCCCAUCCAAAGGGGCUGGCCCAGACCCCAAUGCCCACAAGGGGGGACCCCCCAAGGAGGAUGGAGCUGCCCAGGAACCUAAGCAGAAGGGAGAGGGCUCUCCAGCCCCAGGAGCACCACAAGCAUCGGCCCUGGGCGGCGCAUCUAGUUCGGAGCCUGUUGUCACCAUUUACUUCCACGCCAUCCUAUCCAAGGACUUUAACUUUGACCCCCAACAUCACCGUGUUGUCAUCCGGGGCGGGGAGGAGUUUGGGAAGCCGGAGUGGAAGAGGGAAGUGUGCGAGUUGCAUUGCAGCCGGAUCUUAGAGGGCCACGGCUUCUUGGUGGAAGGCAGCACUGUCCUUUUGCAGUGCUACCUGGACAAGGCCAUCCCUUACAAGUACACAGUGGACCGCGGCCAGGGCAGCUUUGAGUACGAGUUCAUCUACAAGACUCCAGCCAAGAAAGGGCAGCACAUCAACCGUUGCCUGGUCGUGAAGCCGCACUUGCUGGACACUGGAGACUGGCACCAGUACGAUGACAUCGUCUGCAGGAAGCCCAGCUUCAUGAAGUCCAUCUCCAACUUAUUCCACCCGAAUUUGGUGGUGCAGGGGAAGCAGUUGGCCGCAACCGAGAUGCUGAACAGCGUGUUUGGUGUGCUGGGGACGUGGACUGCAGCCAAUGUGGCGGCCUUCUGUAGCCAGAUGCAGCAGCUCUUCGAGGUGCUCCGCAGGCCCAUAGUCUACGAGGGCAAAUUGCUCCCCUGGGCCGACCUGCCCUAUGGAGAAAAGGAGGUGAGGGAGCAUCUGUGGCAUUACCUGAGGAAGCGGCUGGCGUCGUUAUUGGAUGGGGACCCCCUGCCCAGAGGGUGGCCUCAGAGCCCAUUGAAGCUGGGCCUGAUGGUGUUUUUCUGCGUCCGAAAAUUCAUCCUGCCAGUGUUGGAGGAAGAUCUGGGCCUGUUAUGCCGCUGUCUGUAUCACAGGUCUGCCACUGGCAGCUUUUGGAGUGAUCUGGACCACAUUUACAGCACCCCGCACAGUUGGAAAAAUGACUUGGAAGACCUGUUCCAGCGCUGCAGGGACUCAAGGGUGCACCUGUGGGUGUGUGCGCUGCCCCUGCUGCACCACCUCACCCCAUCAGCCCUGACCUGGUCCGACAUGCCGCAGCAGUCAGAGACGGCCUGGGCUGGUCUCAAGGGAGUCAAACUCUCCAAAUGUCAGGAGAUUCGGACGGAACAGGGGGCACUUCUAGAGCUGAUGAAGAAGAAUGGACACUUGCUGAAGCUGGACCCCUGCCUUUUUCGCUCCUGGUUCAGUCUGCUGCACUUGGGCCAGCUAGCCUCUUACAUGAGCCACUUCCAGGGCCACCUGAGUGACUUCCCCGAGCAGGUGGUUGACUGCCUGAUGGGGACCUACCUCCGGCUCUGCAGACAGAAGGAGAUCUCCAAUAUGCAGAUAACUGAUAUUGAGACGAUCCUGAAGACACUCUUGGUACUCCUGGAGAUUUUCGGGAAGAAGGCACUCCAGGACACCUUAGCACCCACCUAUCUCUCUUUGGGCCUCAAGAUUCACGAAAAUGUCUGCCAAAAGGUCAAGAACCAGAAAUUCUACAAGCUCCCUGCUCUGUCUGCCCAGCUGGUCUGCAAUAUCGUCACACUGAGAUGUGCAGGGGACUUGGCUGCAGGCCAGCAAGGCAUGUCUGAAGGCAGCUCUGUUACCGCUGUCGUCCAGGGGACUCUGGAAGCCACGAGACAGUGGCUACGGAAAAUGUUCGAGAAGCCCAUGCUCAGGGUGUCAGUCUCGUCUGGGACCAUGCUUGUCAUGUUCACUUGCCAGGAGGAGAUCGAGAGCUGGAGGUGCUUGGUGGAUGUGAACUUCCCUGAAGAUCUGGGCUGGAAGGAGGCCCUGCUGGGGGACAUGGAAGGGAGGCUCAAACAGGAGACGGCCCGCGCCCAGAUCUCCGCCUUCUGCAGCUCUGCCUGGGACACUGUGGGCACUGCCAACAGUGUGGCCAAGCGUUUUGAGAAAUGUGCCAUCGAGGCCGUGAGUGCCGCCUGCCAGUCCCAGACCAGCGUGCUCAGCGGGCUGUCGUGCCAGGACAAGCGCAAGUUCAGCACACUCUUGUCUGCCGUGGUCACCACGUCCUGGCCCCGGUAUCAGGACACAGCUGUGGACGGACUGGAGGAGGUCCUGAAGCACCUGCUGAUCUGCCCGGAUGCCCAGCACAUCUGCAAGUUGCUCGACACCAGGGACAUCCUCGAGAACCUCGAUGAUGAAGGCAGGCGGCUGAUGGCUGUGGCAGACUCCGUGUUGACCAAGGUGGUGGGCGACCUCUGCUCAGGGGCCAUCACAGUCGCUCAGCUGGAGCUCAUUCUCCAGCACAAGGCCCAGUUUCUGGACCUCUCGCAGAUAUUGAGCAAAAGUACCUCACGCCCGAAGCCGCCACAGGACUUGCAGUGGGUGCUUCGGCAGAGACGGGAGGAGCUGGGGCUCGUGGAGCAGGAGAAGCGCCAUGUGAUGAGCCUCCUACAGCUCUUCGCUGAGGUGCAGGACCUGGUGGAAGUGGACGUGAAUGACCUUGAAAAGAGACACAGGGAAGACCUCAGUGACCACAAGCUGCUGGACCUGGUGGAGGUGACUCUGUCCCCUGCCGUCCCCAUGGACCUCAGUAGCACCAAACAUUUCCAGCUGAGUGGCUCCGUGUUGGACAUGGCCAUGGAGAUACACACGCUCAGGGACAGCCAUGUGUUCCGGGGCUUCUGGAAAGAGACAGCGUCUAUGCUGAGCCAGCUCCGCAUCGAGUACCAGAAGCAAGACGAAGACGAGGACCAGGAGCAGGACGAAGAUGAGGACCAGGAUGAUGACUCAGACGGGGACAAGCAUGAGGAUGGAGAUGCCCCGAGAGGCCUCACACUCCGGGAGGCCUGUGAAUGCUUGUAUAAGCCCUGCCGCACCAAGUUCAAGAUGCUUUACCAGAACCUGAGAACAGCAGAGGUCACCUUCGGGGAAAUCAGCACCACCCUCCAAGACUUCUCGGAUAAAUACAACGAGCUGACCGUUGACCUCAAGCUCAUGUGUACGCUGGACCCCUCAGACUCUGGGGACUGGAUCCCCAAGCGGGUGGAGCAGAUCAGGGAGUAUCAGCACUUGAAUCAGGCUGUGGACUCGGCCAAAGUCAUCUUGAAGGUCAAAGACAACCUGGGCCUGACCGGGGACUUCAGUGUCCUCCAGACUCUGCUGAGUUUCGCUGACAACUUUGCUGAGUUUCGCAACAAGAAACUUGAAGAGAUGAGCACACAGUUCAUGCGGGGCCGGAGGCUCCUGCGCAACAUAACCGAGCCACAGUACCAGUGUUUGCGAGAGCUGAGUCUUCGGAAGGAAUUUGUCGCCUGGGUCCAGGAGGCGCUAGAAGGCAUCACGGAGUUGAAGGUGUUUGUAGACCUGGCGUCCAUCUCAGCUGGGGAGAAUGACAUCGAUGUGGACCGCGUGGCCUGCUUCCACGACGCUGUGCAGGGCUACGCCUCCCUCCUGUACAAGCUGGAGCCCAGCGCCAACUUCUCCGAGUUCAUGGGGCAGCUGAAGGAAGUGUGGAAGGCUUUGGAAAGUGACCAGAACCUGCCCCUUAAGCUGCGGGACUCGGCACGGAACCUGGACUGGCUGAAGACAGUGAAGGAGAGCCACGGCUCUGUGGAGCUCUCGUCCCUGUCACUGGCCACGGCUAUCAACAGCAAGGGUGUAUACGUGAUCCAGGUGCCCCAGGCUGACCAGGAGAUCUCUCCCGACACCAUGGUGCACCUGUUUGUGCCCGAGAGCCACGGUGAGCUGGAAGAGGAUCGGGAGUGCUCCCUGGAGGAACUUCGGGAGCUCCUGCACAAGCUGAUGCUGCUGUCAGGCCUGAAGGAGCACGGCGCUGCUGAGGUGGAGCUGUUCUCUGAGGUAUUCAGCAACGUGGAGAGACUGGUGGAUGCUUUCAUACAGCUGCACAGCGCUGGCAACAUGCUUUUCCGGGCCUGGAGUGCCGAGGUGCACUGCAACCCCACGCAGGGCACUGUUGUCCUGGACUUCUGUUCGGGGCUGGGGAAGCUGCAGGGCAGCGGGCGGGUGGCCGAGCUGCUGGCCGGCGUGUGCCGGGAGCUGGAGGCCUUCCUGGAAUGCUGGCAGGACUUCGUGGUGGAGCAGCGUACCCAGCACUUUUACCUCAACUACUACACAGCGGAGCAGCUGGUAUUUCUGAGCUCCGAGCUGUGCCAGGAGCCACCCAGCCAGGCAGCGCUCACCAUGCUGUCCUUCCUCCUGGACGGCUGUGCCCCUGCCGAUGUUGCCAAGGCCUGUGCGGGACUCAGGGCUGGGCCGGCUGUGCAGCCCCAGAGAUGGGCUCCAGACCAGCUGCCGCCCCAGGCUGACCUGGUGACUCAGUUGCAGCUGUUCCUGCAGCAGUCACUGAGGUGCUCGAGGACAUUCCUGCCCGCCUGUUUGGACUUAGGGGAGCUGGGCUGCUGCCUGGCUGCUCUAGCUAAGCAGGGCCGGCCUCCCGUGCAGCGGGAGCUCCCCCGGGGCCUGCAGGCCGGCCGGCCCAACCUGGUGAUGUGCAGUGAGGCCGAGGUGCUGCCAGCUGCCCUGGCACUUUACAUGCACAACCCGACCCAGCCCCUGCCUUCCUUCGAUGAGGUGCUACUGUGUGGCCCGGACACCCCGUUUGAAGACGUGGCCCUGCUCCUGCGCCGCUGUCUGUCGCCCAGCGCCCCAGGCCACAUGGUCCACUGCCUGCUCUUCGCUGACCGGCUGAGCUUCGAGGUGGCCCAUCAGGCCGAGGAGCUCUUCCAGGUGCUGUGCUCCCAGCCACACCGCCGGGAUUUCCAGCUGGUGCUGCUGUGUGACAGCCAGCGUGAGCAUUGCUACCUGCCUGCCGCCUUCAGCCGCCACAAAGUGCUGCUGGCCCCCAAGCAGCCGCUGCCUGCCCUGCAGGCCUACUUGGCCCACCAUUUCCAGGUCCCCAAGCACACGCCUGCUGUGUUCCAAGGAGGCACCUGUGUCGGCCUGGUCACUUCACACCGCGCUGGAGUCGGCAAGUCUCUGUACAUCAAGAGGCUGCACGAGCAGCUGAAGACAAAGCUGAGGAGCAAAGAUGUGCCCCUGAAGGUGGUCCGGCUGAUGGAACGCCAUGCCGCUGAGCCCCGCGUGCUGGCUGCACUGCUGCCCUUCCUGGACACCCGCUACCAGAAGAAGCCCAUGCUGAUCCACUUGGAUGUGACCUCGGCCGUGCAGACGGGCACAGAGGAAUUUCUCUUCAAACUCCUCAUCCUGCGCUGCUUGUCGGAUGCCAGCGGGAAGAUGUGGCUGCGGGAACCACGGCACCUGUAUGUCGUGGAAAUCCUGGAGGGCCCUGAGGCCCAGACAGCCCGGUGUUCGAAGAAGUUCGCUCAGGCGCCCCAUUUCAGCUUUUUGGAUGUCUUCCCCAAGAUCACCUGCCGACCACCCAAGGAUGUGAUCAACCUAGAACUGAGUCCAGAGGGCAGCACUCGGGGGCCUGGCAUGGACAUGGUUGAAUUCCACAGCGAGACGUUCCAGAGGCCUUACCAGUACCUCAGCCGCUUCUAUCGGAAGCAGGACCUGGACGAGUUCUGGUACGAAGAGGGCUCCGUGGAAGACACGCCUGGCGAGUGCCUCCAGCUCUUGCUCAUCUACUGCGGCCUGGUGAACCCGUCGUGGGCUGAGCUGCGGAACUUUGUGCAAUUCCUCAACUACCAACUCCGGGACUGCGAGCACUCGCUCUUCUGCAACCUCAGCGCCACGGGGGACACACUGAAGGGCUUCAAGGCCUUCGUGGUGGACUUCAUGAUCCUCAUGGCUCGCGAUUUUGCUACCCCGACCCUGCAGUCCUCCGACCAGAGCCCCGGCCAGCAUAACUUCUCCCUGGACGGCAUCCGGGAGGAGGACCUGGCCCCAUUCUCUCUGAGGAAGCGCUGGGAAUCCGAGCCACACCCCUACACUUUCUUCAACAGUGACCACACCACCAUGACCUUCAUUGGCUUUCAUGUCCAUGUCAGCCCCGACGGCACGGUGGAUGCCGUCGAUGCGGUGACGGGCAAUGUCCUCAAAAGGGGCAUCAUGAGCCAGCGGCUGCUUCGGGGGCUGCAGAGCCAGUGGGUCCCCUUCAACCUGGACUUCGACAAGCUGCCCAGGCACGACAAGCUGGAGCGGCUCUGCCUGGCCUUGGGGAUUCAGUGGCCCACUGACCCUGACGAGACGUACGAGUUGACCACUGACAACAUGCUGAAGAUCUUGGCCAUCGAGAUGCGCUUCCGCUGCGACAUCCCCGUCAUCAUCAUGGGGGAGACGGGCUGCGGGAAGACCAGGCUGAUCCGGUUCCUCAGCGACCUGCGGCGGGGCUGCACCGAUGCCGAGACCCUGCGGCUGGUCAAGGUACAUGGAGGGACCACGGCCAGCAUGAUCUACACCCACGUCCAGGAGGCGCAAGCCUUGGCGCAGCGAAACAGGCGUGAGUACCAGCUUGACACCAUCUUGUUCCUGGACGAGGCUAACACCUCGGAGGCCAUCAGCUGCAUCAAGGAGAUCCUGUGUGACCGCACCUUGGAUGGAUGGCCCCUGGCCCCAGACUCCGGCUUGCACAUCAUCGCCGCCUGCAAUCCCUACCGGAAGCACACGCAGGAGAUGAUCGACCACCUGGAGAUGGCGGGGCUGGGGUACCGGGUGCGGGCAGAGGAGACGACUGAGAGGCUGGGCUCCAUCCCCCUGCGGCAGCUGGUCUACCGGGUCCACGCGCUGCCACCGAGCCUCAUCCCUCUGGUGUGGGACUUUGGGCAACUGCAGGAUGCCACGGAGAAACUUUACAUCCAGCAGAUUGUGCGGCGGCUGGCAGAGGACAUGCCACUCAGAGAGCAGCAGGUCCAGCUUAUUGCCAAUGUGCUAUCAGCUUCACAGGCCUUGAUGCGGACCCCGAAGAGCAGGUGCGGCUUUGUGAGCCUGCGGGAUGUGGAACGCUGGGCCAAGGUCUUCCAAUGGUUCCUGAAGCACAGCCAGGAGCUGCUGCACCAGCUCGAGGCCUUCCUGAACAAGGCAGGGGACACAGGUGGCAACUUUGCCAGGGACCCCGUGCUCUGGGCGCUGGUGCUGGCCGUCGGUGUGUGCUAUCACGCUGCCCUGGAGGACAAGGAGACCUACCGGAAAGCUAUUUGCAGCCUCCUUCCCGCCCCGUACGACAACAGCAGGGCCAUCUUGGAGGAGAUCAGCCGCGUGCAGGACCUGUUCCUGGAUGGUGUGGUGCUGCGGAGGACCAUCGCCAAGAACCUGGCCCUGAAGGAAAACGUGUUCAUGAUGGUGCUGUGCAUCGAACUCAAAAUCCCGCUCUUCCUGGUGGGCAAACCCGGCAGCUCCAAGUCACUGGCCAAGACCAUCGUGGCCGACGCCAUGCAGGGCCCAGCGGCACCUUCCGCCCUCUUCCGUGGCCUGAAGCAGGCGCACUUGGUGUCAUUCCAGUGCAGCCCACACUCCACCCCGCAGGGCAUCGUGGGUACAUUCCGCCAGUGCGCCCGCUUCCAGCAGGGCAAGGACCUGGACCGCUACGUGUCAGUGGUGGUGCUGGAUGAGGUGGGGCUGGCCGAGGACUCCCCCACAAUGCCCCUCAAGGCCCUACACCCUCUGCUGGAGGAUGGCUGCAUUGAAGACAGUCCCGCACCCCACAAGAAGGUGGGCUUCAUCGGCAUCUCCAAUUGGGCGCUGGACCCUGCCAAGAUGAACCGGGGCCUGUCGGUGUCCCGGGGCAGCCCCUCCGAGAAGGAGCUGGUGGAGAGUGCCCGGGGCAUCUGCUCGUCCGAUCCCCUGGUGCAGAACAAGGUCCAGGGCUACUUCGGCCCUUUGGCUCGGGCCUAUCAGCAGGUAUGCCAGACACAGGACAAAGAGUUUUUCGGGCUCCGGGACUAUUACAGCCUCAUCAAGAUGGUCUUCUCCGCGGCCCGGGUAGCCAACAAGGAACCGUCACAGCUGGAUGUCGCGCGGGCCGUGCUCCGCAACUUUAGUGGCAAGGACAACAUGGACGUACUGGAGCUAUUUGGCGCUCAGUUGCCCAUGGCUGGGUGCGGUCCGGAGGUCAGCACCAUGCACAUGAUCCGCGAGAACAUUCUUGGCUCCCAGAGGCCAGCGGGUGGCAGCAGCGAGCUGGACGACUUGGAGACGCGUUACCUGCUGGUGCUCACCCGCAACUACGCGGCUCUCCCAAUCCUGCAGCAGGGCCUGUUCCGGGAGGGCCCGCAUCCGGAGAUCCUGUUUGGCUCCAGCUUCCCUCGCGACCAGGAGUACAGUCAGAUCUGCCGGAACAUCAACCGUGUGAAGGUGUGCAUGGAGACUGGCCGCACGGUGUUGCUGCUGAACCUGCAGAGCCUCUACGAGAGCCUGUACGACGCGCUCAACCAGUACUACGUUUACUUGGGUGGGCAGAAGUAUGUGGACCUGGGGCUGGGCACCCACCGCGUCAAGUGCCGCGUGCACCCCAACUUCCGCCUGCUGGUCAUCGAGGAGAAGGACGUGGUGUACCAGCACUUCCCCAUCCCGCUCAUCAACCGGCUGGAAAAGCACUACCUGGACAUCCACACAGUGCUGGAGCCUUGGCAGCGGCGUGCGGCCGAGGAGGUCCGACGCUGGGCGUGCAGUUUUGCUCAAGUGGCCCCCGAGUUCCGGACCGGGUCCCAGUACGACCCCUCGGAUGCCUUCGUGGGCUUCCACUCAGAUGCGUGUGCCGCCCUGGUACUGCAGGCGGCUGAGCUCCUGGGGCCAGGCCCCUCCUCUGAAGACCUCUACCGGCGGGUGUGCACCGCUGCCCAGAUGGCGCUGCUAGACUGUGCCACGCCCGACGCCGUGGUGCGCCUGGCCACGUCGACGCUGGGCAGCUUUGCCGCCAAGGCCCUGGCACAAGAGUACUACGAAGGACAACAGCAUGGCUCCCUGGCCGACUUCCUGCAGGGGCACUUGCGCACCCUGGACCCGGCACGCCCCACUGCCUUCACUGAGGUGACCACAUUCUCCAGGCUGCUGAGCACUCACGACCUGGCCGAGCUGGCGUCGGAACUUCAGGACUGGAACGCGAGACUCUGGCUCCUGUCCCUGCAGCAGUUUGACACUGAGUGCUCUUUCCUCAGAGAAGUGCGCUCCUGCUGCUGCUCCUCAGCCCCGUACAAGAUCCUCAUCAUCCAGACUGACUUCCAGGAGGGGCUGCACAGCGCCCAGCUCGGGGCCUCUGCCAAGUUUGCAGCCAUCAAUGAGAUCAACCAGCUGCAAGAGGCCCAGGGGUGCGUCCUGGUCUAUUUUAUCACCAAACUGUCUCGGAUGGGGAGCAGCUCUUGCUACGUGGGGUUCCAGGGAGGACUGUGGCGGGCAGUGCAUCUGGAUGACCUGAGGAGACCCACUGCCAUGGUCUCGGAUAUCACCAAGCUGCAGGACAUGACUCUGAGUCAGCUCUUCCAACCGGAAGCUAGGCCCGAGGAGGACGGAGACUCUAGGCCUGAAGACAAUGCCCAGGAGGCCAUGGAUACCAGCCCUGACCCCCCGGGAGACAUGGUGGAGGAGGUGGACAGAGUAGAGGAAAUGGACACAAGAAGUCCCAUGACCACAGACAAGGCCUCAGAGCAGAGGGGCCAGGUCCUGGACACGGUCAGGCUCCUGCGCAGCUGCAUCCAAGAAGCCGUAGGGCUCCUCCAAGACCCCCCCGACAGCGGCCAGCGCAGCAUGCGGAGGGUGGACAUCCUGCUGGGCCUCCUGGCUGAGGAACCCCCAGAAGCAGCCCCUUUCCUGCAGAUACUCAAGCUCCGUCUCUGGCACCUUCUGAGGCAGCAGGAGGAGCAGUCACUGGGCAACACCCAGUGGGUGGCUCGAGUAGCCGCCAACCAGGAGGCACUGCAGGAGGCUGGCACCUUCAGACACACGCUCUGGAAGCGUAUCCAGGCUGCAGUGACACCGCUACUGGCCAGCAUCCUCUCUGUCAUCGACCGUGAAGGGAACCUGGAGCUACUGGUCAGGCCUGGGUUGCCUGGCUGGGCCCAGGAGCUCUGGAUGACCAUCUUCAAUGACAUAAAGUUCCUGAACAUCCCUCUGGUGUCAGGCUACUCCAGAGUCAGGGGGGAGGCGCUGUCUGUGCCAGUGCAGAGCUGCAUGUGCCUCGAGGAAAAUGCCUCCAACGCUGUGCCCUUCAGCUGGAGAAUCCGGGAGUACGUGGAAGAGCUGUGCAUGCAGGAGCAGUACAUCGGCGGUGCCCACGGCCCAGUGGAGAGGCUGGUGCACAUCUUUCAGCAGACUCCUCUUGGCUGCUUCCUGGCACGGCUUGGGGACAGUGUGCAGCAGGAGCUACUGGACGCUUAUGCCAGGGACUUCCUUCUAUUGACCACGAGGGUGUCCUCAGAUCAAGAGCUGAUGUUUUUGCAGAUGGCUCUUUGGUCGUGCAUAAGGGAGAUGCAUGUGGGGCGGCCCCAGGAGGAGCCAGCCUUGCCUUGGAUACACCUGGCCUACCGUCACUUCCGACUACGGCUGCAGAACUUCUCCAGGCUUGUGGCCAUCUAUCCCGAGAUCAUGAACAGCCUUGCAGCGAGCACCCAAGGCCACAGUUCAAUGGCCAGGGAGAUGACCUUGGAUGCCCUGGCAGCACUUGCCUGUGUGGAGCUGCUGAGCACACAGCUGCUGCAGCCCAAUGCCCAGGCCUGGCUGCAGAUGGUAAAGCGCCUCUCCACGCCACUGGAGCUGCUCUGCUCUGACGCCUAUCUGCAUGGCUGUGGGCAUCUGACCCGGGACAUUGCCAAGGAGGUCAGGGCCCAUUGGAACCGCAUCUGCUCCCUCGCCCUCUUCGUGGAGCACGUGCUGCUGGGCACCCAGAUCCAAGUCCCUGAGCUCAACCAGCUGGUCACCCAGUACGUCACCCAGCUCAGCAAGUGUCUGCAGGAGAACUCGGACGUGAAGAAGCAUCGGGCUUUCCAGGCCGUCAUAAGAACCCUCUGUGACUGCAAGGAGCAGGCCAGCCGCGCCCUGUCUAGGUAUGGGGUGCAGCCCUGCCCCAUCUGCCUGGUGGAUGCCCUAGAGCCUGUGUGCCUGCCCUGCGACCACGUGUAUUGCAAGCCAUGCAUCUGCCUGUGGCUGUCCACGGAGCGCCGGUGCCCGCUCUGCCUCACCGACCUGCCUGACAAGUUCUCAGUCCAGGUCUCCCCCCAGCACAGGAAGGCCAUCAGCAAGCACGCCCACUUCCGGGAGCUGUGCACCAGCUUCUUCCUGGACCUGGUGUCGUCUGUUUGCUUCCGGGACAACACGCCCCCUGACAGAAAGGUGGUGCAGUCCCUGUUGUUGCUGCUCUUUGCUGAGAAGACGCUGCCCAGAGACGCACCCCAGAGGAGCCGCCAGCACACCAAGACUCUGUCCCCCUUUGACGACGUGGUGGACAAGAACCCUGUUAUCCGUUCAGUCAUUCUGAAGCUACUCCUUAAGUACAGCUUCCGCGAAGUGAAAUGUUACCUUCAGGACUACCUGUCCAUGCUGGAGAAGAAGGCGUUCAUUUCAGAAGACAGAACAGAAUUGUACAUCCUGUUCAGUAACUGCCUGGAGGACUCUUUGUAUGAGAAGACUAGUGCCCUGAGCCCAGCCGCUGCUGCCGAGCACCUGAGGGAGGAGACGCGCUUCCUGCAGGCCUGUGUGCAGGCCCGGGGAGGCCGUGGCGCCUCCUGGGAAGCCUCAGUCGAGGGUCUGCAGGAGCUGACACGGCUGCGCCUGUGCCUGGACCGGGCAGCUGAGUUCCUGGCUGAGCUGCAGGAAGGCUCUGCUGUGCCCGUGGAGCAGGACAAACACCAGUACCUGCAGCAGGUGGCACAGCUCUGCCAGAGCAUCGGCAAUGACUGGUUCCGUGUCUACCUGGUGCGCAGACUUGCCAGCCAGCAUGGCCUGGAGUUCACGCAGCGCCUGACCAUGCACUGCCCCGACGCCCAGUGGGUGCUUCCCGCAGGGGUCCUGCCUCAGAGAGACCAACUGUGCCCCAUGGACAGCUUCCUGGUAUACGGCAGGGACUAUAAGGUUGUUCGGGAGGCCGUGGGCAAAGCCAUGCUGGAUGGUCAGUUGCAGACCUUGGAGGAGCUCCAGGCCCAUAAUAAGGCCGGGACCCAGCAGACUGCCCACCUGCUCUUAGCACUCUUCAGAGAGGUCAGCGCCCCACACGCGGCCUGCAGCACCAACCGUCAGCCCAGGCCAGAGCAUGAGGCCAUGGACAAGUUUAUCAGAGACUGUCAGGCCCUGCCCACGCCUGCUCUCCAAGACUUCGCUGCCUCCCUGGUGAGCGGUGCCCUCCCGCUGCUGAAGCUGGAUGGCAUGGGAGGGACGGUGCUGGACCUGGCCAUACACGCCGCCGUCGUGUUCCUGUGUGGACAGAACUCGGAACUGGAGCCCCUGCAGAGACUGGCCUUUGCCCCAGCUACCAUGGUGAAUGCGUUUCUCCCCACGAUGCCCGAAGACCUGAUGGCACAGGCUCGGCGCUGGCAGGGACUGGAGAAACUGCACUGGUAUGUGUGUCCCAACGGCCACCCCUGUGCCAUCGGGGAGUGUGGCAUGCCCGUGGAGAAGAGCGUGUGUGUGGACUGCCGGGCCCCCAUUGGAGGCCAAGACCACAAGCCCCAGUCAGGCUUCAGCAAAGUCAUAGACAGCACAGAUCACACGCAGACGGGUCAUGUGCUAGGCAACCCACGGCUGCAUGGGGAACCCAGUGUUUCAGACCGUGGGCUUGGGCCUGUGCCCUUCCUGCUGCUCCGGCUGCUCACCCACCUGGCGCUGCUGUUGGGUGCCAGCCACAGCCCCCAGGAUCUGAGGCGCCUCAUCAAACCACCCGUGCCAGAUCCCGUGAGCUUCCUGCAGCACCACCUGCUGAGAGACUUGGAGCAGCUGAUGCAGACGCUGGGCCGGAGCGCAGACGAUGCGGCCCACGCUGUACACCUGGUGCUGCGCUGCCUCCUCACGGCACAGGGCUCCAGCUCAGGCUGCUUGCUGAGCUCCAGAGAAGCGCGGAACAGCUGGGAGAAGCGUGUGGGCUCCCUGCUCCUCCAGGAGCUGCAGCACCUGGACCAGUCACUCCGGACCCUCAACAAACUCCUCAGCGAGGAUGAACGCAUCGGCUCCAACCCCGUGGCCAGGAUGGUGCUGGGCGACCCCGUGGCCUUUCUGCCACAGCUACCGAAGGACAGUGGGCUGCACUGCUCCAGGAUGUGGCACUGUAGGAAGAGGCUGAACGCUGAGCACCUGCGGCAUGUGGUAGAGAGGAGAGGUCGGGAGAGCGUCCCCGCACUAUGGCACUUCCUCCAGCAUGAGGCAGAGCUGAGACUGGUGAAAUUUCUCCCCGAGAUUCUGGCCCUGCAGAGAAGCCUCGUGAGGCAGUUCCAGAAUGUCCCCGAAGUGCCCAACUUCACCAUCAGGAAUUUCAUCAACAGCCACGAGUCAGAGGGACUGAAGCAGCUUUUCCAGGACCAAAUUGGCCUCUUCCUGUCCACGUGGAACAAACUUCGCUCCUCGCUGCAGACUCAAGGCGAGAUCAAGCUGCAGAGCCACUACUGCAGUAAGGACCUGGGCCUGGAGUCCCCCUUUGAGGUCCUUCUGCCACGACGCCGGGGCCUGGGGCUCUGCUCCACAGCCCUGACCAGCUACCUCAUUGCUCUGCACAAUGCUGCCAUCUACCAGGCCCAGAAGGUCACACAGGAAGACAGCAGCUAUACCGUGGAUGCUUCAGAGGUGUCAGACUUGCACGUCAUCAGCUACGAGCCAGAGCGUGACCUGAACUCGCUCAUUCUCUCCUGCUGCCAGUACAGCGUGGAGCAGGGAGCCAAAGCGUUGCAGGAUGUCGACCUGGACAAGCUGCAGCGCCAGCUCAUCAGCCGCUUCCUCCAGGGCAAGCCUAAGCUGACACUCAAGGGCCUCCCCACGCUGGUGUGCAGGCGAGACUGGAACUACGAGCACCUCUUCCGGGUCAUCAGGAGCAAGAUGGACCAGAGCCCCCUUGGGCAUGCGGCCAGAGACAUCCUUGGGCGCCAGCUGCAGUCCUACAGUGAUGCCUGUGAGGCCCUGUCAGUGGUCGAGAUCACUCUGGGCUUCCUGAGCACAGGCGGCGGUGACCCCAACCUGCCCUUGAACGAGUUUGUCCAGGACGCUCUGCACAUGGUCGACCAGGGCCCUCAAGUGAUGGAGACCCUGGCCAGGUGCCAGCUCCGCCACGCCAUCGCCCUGUGGCAGUUCCUGUCGGCUCACAGGUCCGAGCAGCUGCUUCGCCUGCAAAGGGAGCCUUUUGGGGACAUUAGUCCCGAGUACAGAAAGGAGCUGAGCCCCGAGAAUGUCCAGCUCCUCCGAACCUUCCUGAACUACACCAGCCUGGACUCAUUUCUCCUGGAGCUGCACGACAUGAUGCUCUUGAAGCUGAAGACCCUGGACUGGAGGCCAGACUGGAGCUUGCAAGAGACUCUGGUGAGCUACAUGGACUCCCAGGAGAGCAAAGUGCUGCCUGAUCUGGAGACUCAGUUCCCGAAAGAGAUCCCGCUCGCCAGCUGUGUGGCUGUGUGGAAGGCAGCCACCCGGCUCAAGUGGGACCGCCAAGCCAGGUAGUCUCAGGCCACCGGUGAAGAAGGUUUUACAAGCAAAAGCCCCUGCAGAGACUCCAGCACGAGUCCAUGCCACAGAACUGCACUGUUGCUGGAAGUUUCCAGAACACAGGGUCUUAGCACAGUCCAGCUGCCCCAUCCCUGUUUCUAUGAGCCCAUUCAGGGCCCAGUCCCCCCUCAGGGAGAGACAGUUUAGGCUCUGU